AUGAAGCUUAAUGGAUUAGCACGAGUGGCUAUAGGAAGAGCUUUAGGUGAUGUGCGCGCCUACCAUUUUGAUGCUGAUAAGGAGAUGCUGUCGCCACCCUCGAAAAAGCGUUUUUGCCCUACUACCACGCAAGAUUCUUUGGCGCAUGAGCAGGCUAAUGAGUCGGAGCAUGAGCAAGACGAAGAGAUCGAAAAUAUGAAGAAUGGACUCGCGGCGGCCAAGAGUGAGGGUGUCGGAGGCAAAUACGGAAAUUGGGCUCAACCAUACCGGCAGCUCGAGGAGUGGCCACAGACAGCAAGGCGAUAA
Messenger RNA from Cylicocyclus nassatus, 306 nucleotides. The record is from the annotation of a GenBank genome assembly. NCBI's taxonomy places the organism in Eukaryota, Metazoa, Nematoda, Chromadorea, Rhabditida, Strongylidae.